AUGGCUGGUCCCGGCUCUCCUGCAGACCUGCAAGCUCUGCUCGCGAGAAUAAAACCUCGCCCGUCCCCAGGCGGACAGCCUUAUGAGAGCCAGUCGCCCUUCUACACUGGGCAGUUUGCCCAGCACCAGCAACAGCAGCGGAGCGGGGGAUCGCCUGGCGUCACGUCGCCUACUCAGUUCAGCUACGCCGCGCCAUACGCUUCCUCGCCUCUCCUUAGCCCUCCACUCCCUUCCAACCCUCCUCAGCAUGGAUCGGACGUGAUAAGCCCCAAUAAUUCCACCCCACAGAACGACGACCGUGCAAACUUGCUCAAAUUGCUGAAAUUUAGUCAGCCUCCAGGUGGACAGAGCUCCAACCCGCCAGCCGAGACGGGACUCCCAUCCGGCGCUUCAAUGCGUGUUGAGCCAGUUGGGCAUGACGGUGCUAACGGUAACGGCCUUCGUAUGCCUGGCCAGCGUAACAUUUCGGCUUCUGACAUUCUCGCCUCUCUCCGUGGCCCAUCAAAUGGUGGUGGUGCCUCUUCUACUCCGGGUCCAUCAUCUGUUGUACCAGGGAGACACAGCCCAGCUGAAAAGCUGGUUGUGGCCCCUACGCCUUCUGGAGACGCAACUCAGGAGAUGUUGCUGAGGUUGUUAAACCAACCACCCGCUCAAAAGCCAAAGGGGGCCGAUUUAACAUCUGCUCCUCCAACUGUACCUUCUGGCCAAGCUAUAGAUAAUACCAACAUCAGUGAUCUUCCAGCGCAUCUCUCCAACACUUCGUCUGAGGAACGUAAAAGUUCUCCGGUUCGAACUUUUGGCACCGCUGAAGUAAACGAGGUUACUCAGUUUGACCCCUCGCAACCUAAGGCAGCAAACAAAGGAACAAUCUUCAGUCAUGUCAACCCGUUUGAGCACCUUGCCGCGGCAUCUUCGAGGACCCGAUCCCCGAAUAGUCAGCCGCAUUCAGGCCGUGCUAGCCCUGCGGUUGGAGCUACCACUGCGGGGAAGGAGGUUCCAAAAGCCAAAAUCACUUCACCCGAGGCUUCGAAGCGUUCCGUUGCUCAGCCUGCGCCAGAGAAGGCCCAAUUUCAACAAACUGCGGUCCCAGGAGCCAAGGAGUCUACCAGCCAGGAUAACGGAGAGGUUUCUACUCCGGAAGGUGUUGCAGGAGUUGAAGGCACACCAGUAGCUAUCCCGGGUGCUAAAGUGGAGAAAUCUGCACCAGCACCCGAGAAGCCCACGCCUGAACCUUCUGCCCCCGGAAGUAACAUCCCAGCAAAAGCUACGGCCAAUUCUCCCAAACUUAUGCACGGUGCCUUAGAGCCUCCAGAGAAGGAGGAAGACGCUAAGAAACCUGUCAAAGUUGUAACAAUCUCCGGUGACGAUGAGACCAAAAAGGACAACAAAUUGGAAACGAAAAAUGAAAAUGUGGCGGAUAACUGGGAAACAGAGGCGGAGACUGAUCGCAUCGUCCCUGUCUACAACUUCCCGUUGAAGCCGUUCGUGUCCAUUACAUGGAAGACAAAUCUGAAACCGGUUGGCAUUCGUGAUGAUGGGGUGAUGGAUAUUGCUCGCCUUAAGAAAGGCUUUGACCAGCUCGAUCGUUCACUCACCUCCGCAACUUCCGAAUAUAUCGUGUACGCACUUGCGAAAAACGGUGGAGCACGUAUUAUUCGUCAGGACGAUGGUCAUGACCGACAGAUCUUCCGCUCAACCAAUGACAGAAUCUUCAAUGUUUCCGUGUCCCAGGCACCAGCCGGUUCUGCUAUCAAAGAGCAGGCUUUCCUUGGUAUUGGCGUUAGCGGUUCCGUUUACUGGACUACCAUUUCCCGUGCGGACGAUGAUUAUUUCGAGUCAGAUGUUCUCGAAUCUCAGAGCUUGAUCUUUCCACCUUUCCCAACCUCGGACGAGAAUGCCUCUGGCGGACAACUCAAGACUCGCGCGAAGCAAAGCUCUCGCCAUCCUGAAUUCUUCGCUAUCGGCCGUGGCAAGUCUAUUCACAUUGUUAGGCCCCGUGUCGCUUUGGCCGAGUAUGGUUUCACUUCUCCAGGUAAGGUGGAUACUGAGAAAUACUUCAAGGAGAAGUCUAUCAAAAUCGCUACUGGAAAGGCUGGAAAGGACUUCGUUUUUAGUGGUGAUGAUACUGUCAUUGCGUCGCUUGACAAGACUGGCAGAUUGAGAUUUUGGGAUAUCCGCGACAUCGAUGAAAUGCUUGUUUCCAACAAAUGCGAUAUCCGCAUCCCGCUCCUGACUCUUGUUACCGGUUCCUCCAAUGAGAAAUGCUGGCCCACCUCUGUUCUUUUCAUUGACAAACAGAGACCUUAUCUGAAAGCCCAUGCUCUGAGAUAUAUUCUUGUAGGUUUGAAACAAAACCAUACUCUACAGCUUUGGGACCUUGGCCUAGGAAAGGCCGUGCAGGAAUUGAACUUCCCUCACAGCAAUGAAUCAGAUGCAAUUUGCAGUAUUGCGUACCACCCGAGUUCCGGAAUCGUGGUCGUUGGCCACCCUACCAGAAACUCAAUCUACUUCAUUCAUUUGUCUGCACCCAGAUAUGCACUUCCCCCAAUGUCCCAGGCAGCAUUUAUUCAGGCUGUGACGAACAAAGACCCCGAUCUUCCUAAGCCUGACUCAACCGCUUGCAUGAGCGGAAUUCGAGAAAUCUCUUUUGGCUCGCGGGGUCAAUUGCGAAGCCUUGAACUUCUCCCAUUGACAAAGUCUGCCGGCCAGGAAGAUAACGGCUUAUUCGAGCUAUACGUUAUGCAUUCCCGUGGUGUAACCUGCCUUAGCAUCAAAAAACUUGACUUGGGCUGGGAUAUCGACAACAAAAUCAUUGAGUCAGUGGAUGCAUUGGAGAAGGGGUAUAUUGAAAUUAGGGAAAUUCAGCCCGUUCAGCCAGCAGAUGAUAGUAGCCGGGCUGAAGAAGGAAGUACGCCUCCCAAGAGCUCUCGUAACGACACCAAGGAAUUAAAGAAGGACGCUGUAUCCGUUACCAACUCGUCGGUUCCUGAGUCCCCAAAGAAGAAGCCAGUAGCGGAAUCCGUUUCUACCGUUGCUCAGCCCCAGCAAGAACAGACCACUGGCGAAAAGCCAGACAAGAAGAAAAAGAAGAAAGACGCUGCUGGUAAACUUAAGGACACCACAAAGGCACCAGAGGACUCUUCUGAUGCCCCAGUCACGUCGCCUGUUAAGCAGGUUAUUGGCCGAAAGCAUACUCCAGCAGAGCAACCUCGCCCUCGCCAAGUUGAGACUGAAAUGCCAGGUGAAUCGGUCAUGUCUAUGCAAGCUAUAUCUAAGGAGGUACAGAAAAUCGAACAAAACUUGACUUCGAUGUUUACUGCAUCUCUCAAUGGAGGACUUGAUACCGUGUAUCGCCGUUUUGAGGAUGAUCGUCGUGCCCAAGAUAAACUUGCGACUAUUCGACAGGAUGAAGUAUUGCGCUUGGUUUCGAAAACGUUGUCCGAAAAUGUUGAGAAAACCCUUGCCCACAUUGUCUCCGAAAGCAUUAAACAGUCCGUGCUUCCAUCUCUGAAGGAGGAUACUGCCUCUGCCUUGGAUAAGCACAUCAAUGGUGCUGUCAAGGCUGCCUUGCCAGAAGCAAUUUCCAAAGCAAUGCAGACCCCUGCUACCGUCCGCGCCAUGUCUGAGCUUAUGUUGCCCUCCAUAACUGGUCACAUUCAAAAUGGACUUGCAAGUGUCGUUAACAAAACCAUUAUCCCAGCGUUCAAGGAAGAACAAGCCCACACAGCUGAGAGGGUCGCGAAAGAUGUGGAACGGAAAUUCGCUGCCAAAAUGAAGCAUCUUGAAAGCCAACAGAUCAACGACAGCACCAAGAUCGACCAGCUUGUAUCAUUGGUCAGCAACAUGAACGACGCCUUGUCUACGAUUGCCCAGGCUCAGAAUGGUUUCGGCGCUGAGAUCCUUAAGCUCCACAACCAGAUGUCUGCCAAGCAGGAGCAGGAGCAGGAGCCCUCGCAGAAGCAAAUCUUCGCUGAGCAGAAAGUCGUUCACAACAUCCAGCCAUCCGCCACAGAGACUGAGCUUACUCAAAUCAGCCAGCUUAUGGAGGAUGGUAGAUACGAGGAGGCGUCUAUUAAGUGGCUUCAAUCUUCCCAGCAGCCUGAUCUCUUCAAUAACCUAUUCGUGAAAUAUAAUCCAUCGUACCUUGCAAGCUUGUCGCCUGUGGUUGCUCUCUCCGUUAGUGCCGCAGUGUCUUCGUCCAUGGACACUCACAUCAUGGAACGCUUGAACUGGUUGCAGCAAGUUCUUCGCACCGUUAACAUCUCUGACCCUACAAUAAGUGAAAUUGCUCCCCGUAUCAUGGAAAUUCUGAUCCAGCGCCUUGAAGCGUUGUUCGUUUCCAUUGCCCAGAAGACUCCUAAUGAUCCCAUUUUGCACCGAAUCCCACCAAUUACCCAGUGGGCAGCCGUUCUCAGAGAUGCAAAGUAA
This is a messenger RNA of Nannizzia gypsea CBS 118893, 4428 nucleotides long. RefSeq lists its product as hypothetical. Bases 1 to 4428 code for a protein of 1475 amino acids. NCBI's taxonomy places the organism in Eukaryota, Fungi, Ascomycota, Eurotiomycetes, Onygenales, Arthrodermataceae. Gene Ontology annotation, biological process: deadenylation-independent decapping of nuclear-transcribed mRNA. The record is from RefSeq and is a predicted model, not a curated record. Gene Ontology annotation, cellular component: P-body. Gene Ontology annotation, molecular function: protein binding. The transcript has 3 exons.